Rhodotorula graminis WP1 is the source of this 255-nucleotide messenger RNA. RefSeq lists its product as uncharacterized. The transcript has 2 exons. The coding region runs from base 1 to 255 and encodes 84 amino acids. The record is from RefSeq and is a predicted model, not a curated record. Lineage: Eukaryota; Fungi; Basidiomycota; Microbotryomycetes; Sporidiobolales; Sporidiobolaceae.
AUGCCGGUGGCGGCAAGGGCGAGCUCGAGCUCCCUGUCGGCCCCGACCAUGGCACCGCGCGCUCGCCCUCUUACACCGCGCACGACCUGCACCUGCACCGCGCACGUGUCGGCGCACAAGCACGCGUUCGGCGUCGACGGCACGCGCGAGUGGCUGGGACGCCGGGCCGCGUGCCGCACGAGGGGGUUCGACGCGCACUGCGUCGUGUUUGGCGAGCGCGAGCGCGAGGGUGUCGGACUCGGUGUCGCGGCCUGA